Lolium rigidum is the source of this 561-nucleotide messenger RNA. Its product is annotated as BTB/POZ and MATH domain-containing protein 2-like. Gene Ontology annotation, biological process: protein ubiquitination. The coding region runs from base 1 to 561 and encodes 186 amino acids. The transcript has 2 exons. Gene Ontology annotation, molecular function: protein binding. The record is from RefSeq and is a predicted model, not a curated record. Lineage: Eukaryota; Viridiplantae; Streptophyta; Magnoliopsida; Poales; Poaceae.
AUGUCUCAAGUUUAUUGGAAACCUGGUGAUUCACAUUUUUGGGCUGGACUUAUGGCGAUGAAGAAGGUGGACGUGAAGAUCGAGGUCGGCGGGGAGACGUUCCCGGCGCACCGGUGGAUGCUCGAGGCCCGGUCACCCGUCCUCAAGGCGGAUCUCUUGCUCGCAUCCACAACCGGCGACGGCGCGACCUUACUACGGGUAAACGACAUGGAUGCCCAAGUGUUCAAGGCCAUGCUCCAGUUCAUCUACACGGAUUCGCCUCCGGCGCUUGAGUCGGCCACGGCGGCGGAGAGGAUGCUCGUCGCGGCGGACAGGUACGAGCUGGAAGAGCUCAAACUCCUCUGCGAGGAGGUACUGUCCCGGCACGUCGACAUGGGCUCCGUGGCUGACACUCUAGCGUUGGCCGAGCGGCACCAUUGUUCCUUGCUGAGGACGGCGUGCAUCAAGUUCCUCACUUCUCCUGGUAAUAUCAAAGCAUUCGUCGCAACAGAUGGGUUUGCGCAGCUCAAGAGAGAUUGCCCCUCUGCUGUCUCAGACCUCGUGGUGAACAAGAUGCCGUGA